Messenger RNA from Rotaria socialis, 483 nucleotides. NCBI's taxonomy places the organism in Eukaryota, Metazoa, Rotifera, Eurotatoria, Philodinida, Philodinidae. The record is from the annotation of a GenBank genome assembly.
AUGAUGAACUUCGAACUUGCAUCAAUGAAUGCAUUCGGUGAUAAAUUUGUAACAACAACAAAUUCAUCAAUAGUAUCCGGUUGUUUUUUCAUCUACAAAAUAGUAUUCAACGUCAAGUACAAGUCAGGCUUAGGCUUCAAAAAGAAUUAUGAACAAGAUCCAGUAUUUUCUCAUCAUGUUAAUCAAAUGGCUGCUCUUGCAUUUCUUCAACCGAAUGAUGUUAGUCAAGGCUUUGAUGACCUGUACAAUUCAUUACCACAAAUGUUACAUCCAUUAUUAGACUAUUUUGAAGAUACAUAUAUUGGUAGAAAUCGUACACAAGGAAGAGCAAAACCAAUGUUUGAAAUUGAAUUAUGGAACAUGCAUCAAAGGACAACUGAUCGUUUAAUGCGGACUAGCAACUCAGCUGAGACUUUGCAUCGCCGCUUAAGCUCUAUUAUGCAAUGUCAACAUUCUACACUUUGGUCUUGCAUUAAUAAUUGA